Molecule: messenger RNA, 1767 nt
Organism: Oldenlandia corymbosa var. corymbosa
Lineage: Eukaryota; Viridiplantae; Streptophyta; Magnoliopsida; Gentianales; Rubiaceae
Source: the annotation of a GenBank genome assembly
UGAAGUACCAUAUUUUUCUAGAACUCUUUUUGCUAGCAGGACACGGUUUUCAAUAAGGGACCGACUCUUUUUUCCUUCCUUUUCCCCUUUAGGUCGGUUCCGCUUUGUUCGAUCGCACCGCUUUGUUACGCUCUAUAUAAGAUGCUAAUUGUCAUGAACAUAUCAUCAUCAUCAUCGAUAAAAUUUACAAAGCUUUUGAGAAAAAUUAUUCCGAGAUUUUUUUAAUGCUAGGUGCUGCGACAACAAAAACAAGAGAAGAAGGAUCACGGUUUGACACUGGUCGUUACGAUGAGCAAAUCCACGAUUUGCUUUCCGGCGACGAAACCGGCGAUUUCUUCACCUCAUACGAUGAGGUCUACGAAAGCUUCGACUCCAUGGGACUGGAGGAGAAUCUCUUAAGAGGGAUUUACGCUUACGGGUUGGAAAAACCCUCGGCUAUUCAACAAAGAGGCAUCGUUCCUUUUUGCAAAGGCCUCGAUGUGAUCCAACAGGCUCAAUCCGGAACCGGCAAAACCGCCACUUUCUGUACCGGGAUCCUCCAGCGGCUCGACGUCAGGUUGGUCGAAUGCCAGGCUCUGGUAUUGGCCCCAACCCGCGAGCUCGCGCAACAGAUCCAGGCGGUCAUGGCGGAUAUCGGGCGAUACCUCGGCUUUAAGGUGCACGCCUGUGUUGGCGGGACCAGCACCCGGGAGGACGAUCGGAUCCUGGCCGCCGGGGUCCACGUCGUGGUCGGAACCCCAGGGCGCGUGUUCCACAUGCUCCAGAAGAAAUCGCUCCGCGCUGAUUAUCUCAAGAUGUUCGUGCUGGACGAGGCGGAUGAGAUGCUCUCUAAGGGUUUCAAGGAUCAGAUCUACGAAAUCUUUAUGAAACUCCCGAAAGAAAUCCAGGUCGGAGUUUUCUCCGCCACAAUGCCGCCGGAAGCCCUAGAUUUGACCAAGAAAUUCACGAACAAACCGGUUAGGAUACUGGUGAAGCGCGACGCGCUCACGCUGGAAGGGAUAAGGCAGUUUUACGUGGACGUUAGUAAGGAAGAUUGGAAGCUGGAUACGCUGUGUGAUUUGUAUGAAACCUUAGCUAUCACUCAGAGCGUGAUCUUUGCCAGCACGCGUCGUAAGGUCGAUUGGCUUGCCGACAAGCUGCGAGGCAUGGAUCAUACGGUCUCCGCCACGCAUGGUGACAUGGACCAGAACACGAGGGACGUGAUCAUGCAGGAGUUCCGGUCGGGUUCAUCGCGGGUUUUGAUCACCACGGACCUCAUGGCUCGUGGCAUUGAUGUCCAGCAGGUUUCCCUAGUCGUCAAUUAUGAUCUCCCUACUCAGCCUGAGAAUUAUCUACAUAGGAUUGGCCGGAGUGGAAGGUUUGGGAGGAAAGGAGUGGCCAUUAACUUUGUGACCAAGGAGGAUGAAAGGUUGCUUUAUGAUAUUCAGAGGUUCUACAAUGUGGCGAUUGACGAGCUGCCUGCAAAUGUUACUGAACUCCUCUAAACAAGUGUCUUUUUUGAGUGAUUUCAAAUGAGUGAGUUGUGGCACAAGUUUUGCAUUGUUUUUUUUUUAAUUCUCCAAACAGCUCUUGUACGGCUGCUUAAUGUUGUCGUUUGACGCUGUAGUGUUCUAGUUAUUGAAGGUUUUUGUGCUUUUGUUGUUUUUGUGAAAUUUGAGAUUCUGAAUAAAGAGACUCCUUGCUUUCAAAGUGUGGUGCGAAUUUUAUUUUUAUUUAUGAUGAGGAGAUUACUUAGACAUUGGAAAUCAUGUUAUUGUAACACCAAAC